This is a messenger RNA of Gossypium arboreum, 1697 nucleotides long. RefSeq names its product cytochrome P450 77A4-like. Gene Ontology annotation, molecular function: iron ion binding; heme binding; oxidoreductase activity, acting on paired donors, with incorporation or reduction of molecular oxygen, NAD(P)H as one donor, and incorporation of one atom of oxygen. The transcript has a single exon. The coding region runs from base 19 to 1554 and encodes 511 amino acids. Gene Ontology annotation, cellular component: membrane. The record is from RefSeq and is a predicted model, not a curated record. NCBI's taxonomy places the organism in Eukaryota, Viridiplantae, Streptophyta, Magnoliopsida, Malvales, Malvaceae.
GUAUCCUCUCAAAAAAAAAUGAAAAUGGAGUUGAUUGACAUUUUCAUUAUUGGUUUAGCACUUAUCUUCAUCCGUUUCUGGUGGCGCUACUGGUCAGUCACCGGCGGUGGACCAAAGAACCUCCCACCAGGACCACCUGGUUGGCCACUUGUCGGAAACUUAAUCCAAGUCAUCCUCCAACGUCGACAUUUCAUCUUCAUAAUACGUGAGUUACGUAAAAAAUAUGGUCCGAUUUUCACCAUGCAAAUGGGGCAACGCACGAUGGUGAUCGUCACGGAUUCCAAACUCAUUCAUGAAGCGUUAGUUCAAAGAGGGCCGGACUUCGCUUCCCGGCCGCCGGACUCUCCGAUUCGGCUUAUGUUCAGCGUCGGGAAAUGUGCCAUCAACUCGGCUGAGUACGGACCGCUUUGGCGAACCUUGAGGAAGAACUUCGUCACUGAGCUGAUAACACCCACGAGGGUAAAACAGUGCAGUUGGAUACGAAAAUGGGCGAUUGAAAAUCAUAUGAAAAGAAUCAAAAGAGAAGCGUUUGAGAAUGGGUUUUUGGAAGUGAUGAGUAAUUGCAGACUCACUGUAUGUAGUAUUUUAAUUUGUUUAUGUUUUGGUGCUAAAAUCUCUGAAGAAAGGAUUAAAACAAUUGAAAGUAUACUUAAAGAUGUAAUGAUGAUAACAUCGCCACAGUUGCCGGAUUUCUUGCCGGUACUUACACCGUUGUUUCGCCGGCAAAUGAAAGAAGCUAAAGCUUUAAGGAAGAAACAAUUAGAGUGCUUGGUUCCAUUGAUAAAGAACCGAAGAGCUUUUGUGGAGAAAGGUGAAAACCCUAACCAAGAAAUGGUGAGUCCAAUCGGUGCUGCAUAUGUAGACUCACUCUUUGGACUCGAGCCACCGACCCGAGGUCCGUUAGGUGAUGAAGAGUACGUGACUCUUUGUUCGGAGGCGAUUAGUGCCGGUACCGAUACUAGCGCCACGACCGUUGAAUGGGCUAUGCUUCACUUGGUAAUGAAUCAAGAAAUUCAAGAAAAACUGUACCAAGAAAUCAUUGAUUGCGUAGGUAAAGAUGGAGAAAUCAAAGAAGAAGACGUGGAGAAAAUGCCGUAUCUCGAAGCUAUCGUUAGAGAAACUUUCCGGCGACACCCACCGGGUCAUUUCCUUCUAUCUCAUGCAGCUACAAAAGAUACUGAGCUCGCCGGUUACACGAUUCCGGCAGGUGUUUACGUGGAGAUUUACACUGCAUGGAUUACUGAGGAUCCGGAUAUUUGGUCGGACCCGAGCGAGUUCCGCCCCGAGAGGUUCUUGCACGGCGAUGGGGUCGGCGUGGACGUGACUGGUACUCGGGCGGUGAAGAUGCUGCCGUUCGGAGCGGGGAGACGGAUUUGUCCGGCUUGGAACUUAGGCAUUUUGCACAUAAAUUUGUUGAUCGCAAAGAUGGUUCAAGCUUUCAAGUGGUUGCCGGUACCGGAUGCUCCGCCGGACCCUGCCGAGACUUAUGCAUUCACCGUCGUGAUGAAGAACCCUCUCAAGGCCGUCAUCUUGCCCCGAGUACAAAUCCCUUAAAUGGCGAAAUUGCUUUUAAGUCCUUUCAAAAAUUAAAAAUUAUAAACUAGUCUAAUAGUAAAAUUUCCUUUUGGCCCCUGAAAUUAUAAAUCACUUGAUUUGAUGUAGCGUCAUGAAAAGAUGUAAUUUUUGGUUGAUUUAAA